AUUGGACGAUGUAGAGUGACGUCAGUGAACGCGGAAGUGAACUCUCGGUGCUAACAAAUGUAAACAUUUUGUUAAACCGACUGCUUUUUGAAGAUAGCGGUUAUUGUAUUAAAUGUAUUGAAGUACAUUUGAUUUUAUUUAGUCCCUGGACACUGUAGGCUUCUAACAUUGCGGCUGUUAUAAGUAGUUUAUUGUUAUUUUGUGUGUAAAACCUCCAGCAUUACAAAUAUAGACCUCGUUUCCUGAGAACAAUGUCUUCUGUCGAUAUCCAUUCCCAGUUAGCGUCCAUAAUAGAAAGAUUUGCCAAGGGGGCACUUGUAGAGAUGACUAAGGUUAUAGAUAAGGAUUCGGCACUUUUGCGAGCAGAAAUUGCGAGGAGACAAAUGGAGGUCGAGGCGCUAUUGUGUAAACUACAAUACGCAGAAAAUGAGCUUAGAUCAGCGAGACAGGCUGCAGCUACACGCCAGUCAGCUGCUAACCGCCGGUCUGUAGCUGUACAAGUGACCAUCACAGCUGCACUGCAAGAACCUAAUGACACUCACACAGACACGCGUAUGGAUGCUUCUUCUAAUGCAAAGGAGAACAGCGCAGAAGCGUUUCAGGUUAAAGAGGAGAGAACCGAGCUGAAGCCAUGGGACAGUGCAGACGAAAUUGAGGAGACUCGUGUGUGCUGGGAGGAGGAGCGUCAUGCAUCCAACACAUCAGAAGAAGGUCUUCAUGAUGCCAAACCCAGUGUUAUUUGGGACUCACCUGAAUUAGAGGACUUCAACAUGAGAACUGAGACAUCACAAGACACUACUAAUGCAGAUCAUGCACAUCACAGCACAAAUGCAUCCCCAAACCCAAGAGAAGAAAACACUGUUCACUAUCAAUAUCAGCAAACCACAGACAGUGAUGCCGGUCAACACAGACUCAGUCGCUUAACUAACAUUAACGCUAAUGCUGCAGCACAUAAUCUAGCCAGCGAGCACAGAGGUGACGGUGUGGGGACGGGGGAGAAGAGUUCACGCUGCGCUCAGUGCGGUAAAACCUUCACCACACGCUUCUACUUAAAGAUUCAUCAACGCAUCCACACAGGAGAAAGGCCCUACACGUGCCUACAGUGUGGCAAGCGCUUUUACUGCAAUUCCCACCUCAUUUCACAUCAGCGCUGCCACACGGGAGAGAAGCCCUACAGCUGCGAGGAGUGUGGCAAGUCGUACUCCCAUUUAAACUCGCUGAAACUGCAUCAGCGCAGCCACACCGAGGAAGAGGUCUGCAACUUCUGGUGACACAGAUAUACAAAUCAGGCCUUCCUUUUUUGUUUCACACACACACAAACACGGGUGUAGCAUUAACUGAAUUUACAAUAUAGCACAAAAUGUAAAAUGCACAAUAUUGCUAUUAUGUCUCAUCUUCACUUCUGACUUUUAUCUGAAGCGAAUGGCCAAUUUUUUAUGGAGUGAGAAAUUUCUACCUACUACAAACAAGAUAUAAGCCCUUCUAAAAGUUUAAACAAUAAUCUAAUUCAGUUUUGUCACAAAGCUUUGUCUUUAUUCUUCAAUUUUGUAAUAAUUAUAAUUAUUUGGUUAACCAAGGCUUGUUCGGUGUCUAAAGAUUGCCUCUUUGUUUCAUUUUUUAGUCAUUUUUCUUUUAAUAUAGAUUACAAGUACAAGUUUCUGUUCAACAGUUUAGCAUUGUGACAUCAUCACACAUACCUCAAAACUUCACUUUUUUUAUCUGAAACAUUGAAGGUAGUGUUUUUUUUAUAUAAUGGACCAUAUUUUAAUAAAUCAUAUCUAAAAGCUACACUAUACCAAAAGAUAUAUAUCAAAUGUUCCACCCCAGUAACAAGCAAAUGUACAAAUGACUGAGUAAGGAAGUGAUUCAGCUUCGAGAUGGCCGCUACUAUUGUCUCUUGCAUUUCAACAUCCGCGUGACUGUUUUUAUAGAUUACAGCACCAGAAACCACAUAAAGAUGCAUCACUUUUUGAUCAACAGGUAACAGACUGUAAUAUAUGUGUGAUGAUACAUGCAAGCAGUUUAAACUGUGCUAAACUGGUAGCUACAAGCUGUUAUGUUUACAGGUUAGUUACAUUAGUCUCAUAGCUCCAGUCACUAAACGUGUCUUCUACAUUUUAUUUUGAUUGGAUUGUUGAAGUAGUUGUUACUUUAUGAAUAUUUACUACUGUCAAAAUAUUUCAAUACAUGAUACAUGCAAAAGUUUGUAUAUAUACAUUUUCUUUUUUUAAAUUAAAUGGAAAGCUUUUUUCUAUGUAGCAUAUAAUUAUUUAUUUUUCAUG
Messenger RNA from Tachysurus vachellii, 2282 nucleotides. Its product is annotated as zinc finger protein 572. The transcript has 5 exons. The record is from RefSeq and is a predicted model, not a curated record. Bases 252 to 1271 code for a protein of 339 amino acids. NCBI's taxonomy places the organism in Eukaryota, Metazoa, Chordata, Actinopteri, Siluriformes, Bagridae. Gene Ontology annotation, biological process: regulation of transcription by RNA polymerase II. Gene Ontology annotation, molecular function: DNA-binding transcription factor activity; RNA polymerase II cis-regulatory region sequence-specific DNA binding.